This is a messenger RNA of Petromyzon marinus (sea lamprey), 1626 nucleotides long. NCBI's taxonomy places the organism in Eukaryota, Metazoa, Chordata, Hyperoartia, Petromyzontiformes, Petromyzontidae. The record is from RefSeq and is a predicted model, not a curated record.
UAUGGAUGUAACUUAAGUUUAAAGGUUGUUUGCUAUUAGGGACUCGCAAAAGGGAAAACCAGACACGUCGAAACAAAGCAAUGCCCAAAUCAUGGAGACACAAACCAGUGCAAGUAAAAGGAGGCUUUGCAAAUAAGCAGCUGUGCUUUAACUUGACAGCUGCCCACCUGUUUUCAUGCUGCUCAUGCGCAUGAGAAUGCGUUACCAACUUCAUGCAUGUGCAUGCUUCUGCCUAACUCACACUCACAGCUACAAGCUCCGUUCGGCCCUCUUGUAACAAUCGUUAUUCAGGUAUGAUAAGAGUGCCCUCUUUAAUGCCGGGUACCCAAGAGUGCUCUACAUGAGAUUAUCGAUUGGCAUCAUCUUAUCUAAAUACAUUUGAAUUGGCACCCCAUCGGCAGCCGUCAGAAAACAUUUUCUUGAGUCGCUAUGAAUAACCUUGGAAAAAGCAUGUCAUCUCCAAUUCCCCUUUUAAUAUUUAUUAUGGUAAUUUUGCUACAUGAUCAAUCUUCUGCAGGCUGAAUAGUUGUGCAUGCCUGUAAUUCAGCACUGUAGAGCCGCAGGUUGGUGGAUCACACCAAUGGUGUGAAACAUCAUCUGUGGCCCCUCCUCCUGCCUCAGAGUGGUUCUCGCUCUUCCAGAUAGAGUGAAUACUGCGUGGCAUUGGCGUAUUACAAGUUGACAUUAUUAUCAUAACCUCUGAAUGUGAAUAUCUUCUGCUGCCCAUCGUCUAGAGGAACAUGUCGAUUAAAGAGCCUGGGGCAGGGACCAUCCGGAUGAUGAGUUUUGAAAACAGCUUUUUGGUGGGACGCCAACGUUCACAGAUUUUUUGUUCCCACGCGUACCUUGCCCCAGAGGCGUACCUGGGCCACAUGUCAUCUUUCCCGGUUGACAUGUGGGGACUGGGUUGUACAGUGGCCGAGUUGGCUACCGGACGCAUCCUCUUUCCGGCCAUCAACAAACACGACCAGCUCCCGUGUUAUAUGGAGACCCUCGGGAUGCCUCCUCAGAAUUUGAUUGAUGGCGCGCCUGGGAGAAACAAGUACUUUGAUGGUUCGGGGAUGCCUUUGAUGUCCGGACAAAGCAGGGUCCCAGGCAGUCACCCCCUCUACCUGGCACUCGGGAGCCAGGACACGGAGUUCCACGACUUCAUUAGCCGCUGCCUGGAAUGGGAUCCAGCUCUGCGGAUGACACCAGCAGAGGCACUGGCGCACAGCUGGCUGAGGGAUGAGGAAAUUCCGAGGGAUGAGGAAAUUCCGAGGGAUGAGGAAGUGCCGAGGGAUGAGGAAGUGCCGAGUCAGUGUGUCCCUGUUGUGGACACAUCAAUCCACUCAGAGGCAUCCGCCAAGGAGGAGACUAGACAGUGGGGUGAACCCCUGCAGAAAGAGAAGAAGAAGUCACGUCUGGUUCGAGCAUACAGGGCCGUAUGCUCAUUCUUCCGUGGCUUUAAGAAAUGCACCGCAUGCGACCAUAAUGCUCAUCCUGGGCGUGUACACAUUCCACACACCGUAUACACACACGCUCGCCUAAGCGAAUACAUGAGCAACUUCCGGUGCUAGCAUCAAUAUCAGAUCCCAUCUCCUGAGUUUUUUACCCCCACACAUUUAGAAUAAAUCCCCUCUUAAC